This is a messenger RNA of Saprolegnia parasitica CBS 223.65, 333 nucleotides long. RefSeq lists its product as hypothetical. The coding region runs from base 1 to 333 and encodes 110 amino acids. The record is from RefSeq and is a predicted model, not a curated record. Lineage: Eukaryota; Oomycota; Saprolegniomycetes; Saprolegniales; Saprolegniaceae. The transcript has a single exon.
AUGGCCAGCGACGACGGCCUUCAAUGCGAUGUCGCGCUCCAUAAGACGCUCCGGCGGCGCGAACUCGAGCGCGAGUGGUACCAAAAGCACCGGUGCGAGCGCCUCCAGAAGCAGCGCGGCUACGACGCCAAGAACCGAGCGAAGCGACUGCAACAGAUGAAAGCGUACCGGCACAAGCACCGCGACCGGCAGCGUGAGUACAAGCAAGAAUGGUACCGCCGAAACCGCGACGCCAUCAAGCAAAAGCGACUCGAGCGCAAAGCGGCCAUCGAAGGACACGACGCCAGCUCGUCCCCGCUGGCACUGCUUUGCCACGCUGCCUUGAUGGCAUGA